CGAAGAACCUGAUGUUGCAGGCGAAGGAGUUGACGCUGUGCCUCAUUCUACAGUUUUACCUGAAUAUGUCCGAACUAGUAAUACGGCAAACUCUUGUGUAUUUCAACACUGUGUAGACACAACAAGACACAGAAUAUCAGAAAACAUUAUUCUACGUGUUCUUUGCCGAUACAGUGUAUUAAUUUCAGAAAAAGGUCGUGUUUGCAGCACACACCUCGAGCAAGAUGAAUGGCAUUUACUUGCUAUGCAAGACAAUUUAAUUCAAGAUUUUAAUUCUGCACAGAUCGUUAGUGCGCUAAGGUUGUUAAUAAACCACAUCAAAACAGAAGUUUUAGAUUUUGAGCAUUAUGAAUUGAUCAAUAACAAAGAGUUCCACGAUUGGACUGGUCUUACUGCUGAACAAUUCUCUGAUUUAUUGGCCAACACUCCGAGCUUAAAUCAGAGAAGAAACAAAAAAACAAUUUUAGCAGCUUUACUGGCAAAGAUCCGAACUGGCGACUCAAAUGCUAGGCUCGCAACGAUAUUUAAAACGAGCGAAUCCUCAUUCGCGCGAAUGCUUGCGACCGGCCGAGAAGCACUUUUGCGAGACUUUGUUCCAAUGCAUUUGGGGUUUGACCAUAUGACUCGGGAAGAUGUCACACGAAGGAAUCUUCUUAUCCCAGAAAGUCUUUUUGGAAAUAUUGAAAGUCCUCCCGAAGAAAGAAAAGCUAUUACAAUUGUAGACGGCACAUACAUCUACAUACAAAAAAGCUCUAACUACUUUUUUCAACGAAAAUUUUAUAGUAGUCACAAGUUCCGGAACUUAGUAAAACCAUUUUUAUUUGUCUGCUGCGACGGUCACAUAAUAGAAGUUUCAGGUCCACACGCUGCUACUUCUUCAGAUGCGCAGAUAAUGCAGAAUAUUGCUGAAAAUGAAAGUGAUCAUGGCGAUGGAUUAUUCCAAUGGUUCUAUCAAAGCGGGGACGUAUUUAUUUUGGACCGUGGAUUCAGAGAUGCAGUUCCCAUUCUUGACGGAAAUGGUUACACUGUAAAAAUGCCGGAGACAAAGCAUCCAGGAGCAUCGCAACUAACCACGGAACAAGCAAACAAGUCACGCCUUGUUACUCUUUGCCGCUGGGUUGUGGAAUUAGUGAAUGGCCGAUUUAAACGAGAUUUCCGCCUGCUGAGAAACGUGCAUAUUAAUGUAACAUUGCACUAUAUGUUUGAAUAUUUUAGAAUCGCAGCAGCAUUAAUAAAUGCUUAUCACGUGUUAAUAGUGGAUAAUGUCCAUGCAUCUGAUUUUUUACAAAUAAUCCGGGAAAGGAUGAACAUGCCCAAUACACUGGCAGAUCUUGUCGCCAGACGUAACUUGAAUAGAAUGAGAGCACAGUUCCAGCCCAUGUCUCCGGAUAUGGCAGACUUUAAUGACUUUCCUACGCUGACCGAAGAAGAAUUAAUAUUAUUUAGCCUCGGUAUAUAUCAGCUGAAACAAGCGAGAAGUUACUAUGGAGAGCAUGUUCAACCAGAUGGAGUUUUUAGCAUUGAGCUAAGUGGUGGAAUUCCUCUAGAGCUUGUAAGGGAAUUGGAGGGAGAGGACUUGCAAAAUGAAAUCUAA
Maniola jurtina (meadow brown) is the source of this 1594-nucleotide messenger RNA. RefSeq lists its product as uncharacterized. The coding region runs from base 245 to 1594 and encodes 449 amino acids. The record is from RefSeq and is a predicted model, not a curated record. Lineage: Eukaryota; Metazoa; Arthropoda; Insecta; Lepidoptera; Nymphalidae. The transcript is spliced from 2 exons.